CUAAUUAUAUAUUAAAAAAAUAAUACACAAGGAAAAUUUGGGUUUGAGGAAUAUUCAAGGAAUAAAAGAUGUCUUCUGAUAAAAUAUGUAAUGCCCCACAUCCAACAAUUAAGGAAUCCAUAGGAUUUAUUGGAGGAGGCAAUAUGGCAAAAGCAAUAUGUAGUGGCAUUAUCAAUAAAGGUAUGGCUCAAUAUAGCCAAAUUUACGUCUCGAGUCCGCAUAUCGAAAACCUGGGAUGGUGGAUUCAAAAUGGAGCUACAGCAUCCAUCGAAAAUGUUAAAAUCCUUGAAAAAGCCCAAAUAAUUUUCUUGUCGGUGAAGCCCCAUAUAUUACCGUUAGCUGUAGCAUCAAUGUUAAAAACACUGCCGGCCAAUUUCACCGAACCGAGACUUUUUGUCUCUAUAUUGGCCGGGGUUACACUUGAUCAACUCUCUAAAACUUUACGUCCAGUGGGUGACAACGUAAGAUUAAUAAGAGUCAUGCCAAAUACCCCAGUGAUGGUGGGUGAAGGUUGUGCCGCCCUUUGUGCAGGAAACGGAGCGACGGCGCAUGACGUAAAAACAAUUACUUCAAUAUUUUCAGUAUCGGGAAUUUGUAAGGAAGUGCCCGAAUCAAUGAUCAAUUCUAUCGGAGCAUUAUCUGGAAGCGGGCCGGCCUUUAUAUAUUUAGUCAUAGAGGCAUUGGCCGACGCUGGAGUAAAACAAGGGAUACCGAGAGCGAUGGCCAUUGAAAUGGCCGCACAAACCACAUUGGGAGCAGCUAAAAUGGUUUUAAGUACUGACAAGCACACUGCCGUAUUGAGGGAUGAAGUUUGCUCCCCAGGUGGUACUACUAUCUGUGGGGUGCAUGAAUUGGAAUCAGGAGGUGUUAGGGCGGCAAUGUUUAAUGCCGUAGAAGCGGCUGCAAAAAAAUCAGCACUCUUAGGACAACAACAACAACCAAAAUAAACCGAUCUUUUAUUGUAAUAUUUAAUUUAGAAGCUAAGUUGCAAUUUAGUGUAAAGUGAUUGUAGGACAAUAUAGAAUGUAAGCAGUUCUAGUUUAUUAAGAUGUAAUAUACAGUGGUGGAUUCAAA
This is a messenger RNA of Anthonomus grandis grandis, 1074 nucleotides long. RefSeq names its product pyrroline-5-carboxylate reductase 3-like. Bases 69 to 947 code for a protein of 292 amino acids. The record is from RefSeq and is a predicted model, not a curated record. Gene Ontology annotation, molecular function: pyrroline-5-carboxylate reductase activity. The transcript is spliced from 5 exons. NCBI's taxonomy places the organism in Eukaryota, Metazoa, Arthropoda, Insecta, Coleoptera, Curculionidae. Gene Ontology annotation, biological process: L-proline biosynthetic process.